This is a messenger RNA of Cryptotermes secundus, 4820 nucleotides long. RefSeq names its product BTB/POZ domain-containing protein 18. Lineage: Eukaryota; Metazoa; Arthropoda; Insecta; Blattodea; Kalotermitidae. The record is from RefSeq and is a predicted model, not a curated record. Gene Ontology annotation, molecular function: protein binding. Gene Ontology annotation, cellular component: nucleus. Gene Ontology annotation, biological process: regulation of transcription by RNA polymerase II.
AUCAUUUCAUUUAGAGGUUAUGAAGUGUAUCUAUUUACGUCAAGAAUAGUGUGUGAUGGCAUGUAAUUACAAUCAUAUGUGUAUAGGGUAUGUUUACGAAGUGCCGAAAAUCUAGUGUUUGCACUUUUACGUAAGCAAAACGAAAUGGCAAUAAUGUGUUUCCUAACCUAGCUUGUUGUCGGCGACGAGGAAACGAUUUUCAUUGUUCACUAGAAGUAUUUGGCAUUUGUGGCCGAAGAUCAGACACAAUGUUGAAGUCGAAAUGGAGGUUAGAUAUUUCUUUGGAAGUGUUCCUCUUGUUACAAUGGCAAGUGGUCAGCAGUUUAAUUUGCGAUGGAAUAACCAUACAAACAACAUUCUUCAGGUGUUUAUGGAGCAACUGAACAGUGAAAAUCUUGUGGACGUGACUUUGUCUUGUCAAGGACAGUUUCUCAAGGCACACAAGAUGAUUCUCUCAGCAUGCAGUCCAUAUUUCCAGGAGUUGUUUAAACAGCAUCAUGUGCAGCAUCCUGUUGUCAUCUUGAAUGGGAUGAAAUUUAUUGACAUAAAGCUGGUCAUUGAAUUCAUGUACAGGGGUGAGAUUAAGGUGUUAGAGACAGAGCUGGAUGGCUUAUUGGCAGCAGCUGAGACUUUGCAGGUAAAAGGACUGUCAAAUGUGCGCAAUAAAUAUGAGAAAGGAGACAUCCAGUGUGCAGAUAAUCAGCAGAAUCAACAACAAUCUCAGCCACAACAGCAGCUGCAGCAACAACCACAGCAGCAGAAGCCUGAUGAUCAGGGUGAGAAAACUGAUGUCAGCUCACAAGGCACACCACACCAUCUCCGUAGAAAGCGCAGAAAAACUUCAGAUUUACCUGCUUCCGAAGAUGCAGUAACCACAAGUAAUGCAUCAACAGUCGCAGCUCUACAGGCUGCAGGCGGAAGUGGGGAUACAUCUUCCCCAUUGCGGUCCAAACAGCCAUUGCCAUCAUUUGUACAAGUCACAAUGAAUGACUACAUGGACGAUGAUGACCUUCCAGCAACAAUCAAAGUGGAGCCUCCAGACAUACGAGAUAUUGAUGAUUGGAUCACCAUCAGAAUUUGGCAAGGCUCGUUACCUGGUAGAGUUCCCAGGACCUGUCACUACAACAUCAACAACAUCAACAACAACAGCAGCAGCAACAACAGCAGGUUCCAGCAAAGAUAUGUUACUGCCCCAAUUAUUAACAAGUCCACGGGAGAAGAAACAGAAUGCAUGGCAUAAGCGUCGGGCUGGCAAGAUACCCAGGCCUCCCAAUGCAUUUAUGAUCUUUGCAAAUGAAUGGCGUCGCAAAUUGGCUUUCCAGCAUCCAGCGGAGAGUAACAAGGAGAUCUCAGUACGAUUGGGUGUGAUGUGGAAAAACUUGUCAGCUGAUACAAAAGAAAGUUAUUAUACAGCUUCACGUCAAGCGGACGAGGAACACAAACGCAAAUACCCAGGUUACUACUACAGUCCGAAAGAGGCACGCAUGAACAAGAUGCACAAACACAAUCUUGCUCUUGCUAGGAAAAGUAGCAAACCUGUUGAUGCCAUGCACCUUGUUAAGGUAUUCAUGACUGACAUGAAUGAGACCACUCCAUACCUUGUAGUGCCAGAAAAAACCAGGGAGCAACAGAUGCAGCAAAUAUCAUUGUUGGAGACGCGAAUAGAGACAUCGAAAAACUUAACCCCAUCUUCUGAACAUGUGGAGGCAGAUGUUGGGGUGAAAGCUGAUCUUGCAGGAGGUACUACUACUGCUUCAGGUGGCAAUGAUGAGCCUAAGGUCACCACCGGAGUCCUGAAGACAGAGACCUCUUCUCCAGUUACAGGAAACGAGGGUGACGAAUUACCGGCUGGUGGUGAAAAGGUUGAAAAAUUGGAGGUCAAGUCAGCUGAUAACAGUGAUCAACAAAAUUUCAAGUGAAAAGUUAAGAUGAAUUUUGUCAUUUGCCCGACGAGUGGCUUAGAGUAGUCUCUGAAGUGAAUUCGUACAGAGUGAUAGUACCGUCAUAACAGACAUCUUGAGUUAUUCACAUGUAUCGUUAUUAAUAGCGAAUAAUUUGAUGUAGAAGUAGUGUGUCAUAUAUGUGCUUCCUUUAGUUUCAGCCUCUUCCACAGCUUCUUGACCUUUUGAGUUUACUGUGCCUGUUAUGCAUAUUGUUACGUCACUUAGCUCGUAAAGAAACUAAUAAAUCCCGUAUUUGAGCAAAAUAAUGUUUGUGAAGUGAAUGGUCAAGAAACUAUUACUCAAACACUGAAAGAAUAAAAAAAAUUGUUUGUACAAGUGAUGACUGUUACAUUUGUUUUAUAAUUCUUACACAUAUAAUCUCAGUUACUGUAUAUCAUAUUUGCAGUAUGAUAAAUGGUCCUAUUUUGGAAGGAAUAUUUGUAUGUAUGCAUGUAGGUGAGGUUAAGUGUGUGUGUGUGUGUUUUUUUGUUCAAGAGUAACACAGUAACAACACAGCAUCAGACUGAGUAGAGACUUGUCAAUUUUUAUAUGCUCAGAAUAUAUUAUGAAGCUACAGCUUACUCAUUUCGUGAAUGUAGGCAAGAUAAUAAAUAUUCUAUUGUAUCUGUUAUCUCAUACACAAUGCUGUAAUUUUUAUUAGUCUUUGACCAUGGGCUCCUGUUACCUGGGCCCCAUAAUUACCACUCUCUCUAGGUUCACUGUUACUAUCACAGAGGACUUUAUUGCGGAAUGCUGGUGUGUACUUGUGUGGAAGACUCAUUGCUGUCUUCACCAUACUGACAGAUGAGCACUUUAUAUGAACAGUACAUUGUAGGAGAUGAUGGAUAUGAAGAAAACGUUUGUUAUUGUGUGAUAACUAUUUUCCAUUCUUCCCCUCAUUCUGGACCAUAGAAUGUAUGGCUGUAACUACAUAAUGAAGCCUUUGCAGGCAUGGGUUGACUGAGACUUUUAAAUUAAUCUGCCACCACACUGUCACUCUAUAAGGGAAGGUACUAACUUUAGAAUACUGUAUAUGUAUGUAAAUAGAAAUACAUCCCUAUCUAUAGCUGUUGCUGGUCAUUUCUUGGACAUUUUACAAAUUUGGAUACAUUUCAAGACAAACAAAAAAGUUAAUGGUAUGAAAUAGUGAGAAAUGUUUAUAGGUUUCAUUUUAUUAUUACAGUGUGGAAAAGCUACUACAAAAACUGGACUCUCUGUCCAUCCAUAUAUAUAUAUAUACAAAAUUAUGCAAAACUGAAAAUCCAGAGAUUUUUGUGACACCGUUCGUUACCACUGAUAGGGAUAUAUUCAUGUUUGUGUUCUCUUACAUUUUAGUGUUGCAUGAGUGUAUGAAGGGAUGGAACAGCUGCAGUGAGAUAUUGUCCUCUUCCAUGGAUAUUUCCACUUUAGCUCAGUAAAUGAAUAAUUGUUGAUACAGUCAGUAUUGAACAGUGCUACAUCCACGAAUAUAUAUAUGUAGUCUGGUCACCAGUGUUUCAGAAGAAAGUACUGCUUGGCUUACCCUUUGAUCCUGAAAAUGGAGCCGUUAAAUUCCUCAAAAACAUCGGUGAACUCAUACUGGACUGCAUGGCCUUACAUCCCAGAGGAUAGUACCCUUCAUAGCCACUGUUGUGAGAACCUCAGACCAACAAAUAAAGAACUGAUGAUUCAGUCUUUGUACUUGAUGCUAGAUUUUUCACCAACCCUUGAACCUUAGACUGUUAUGUGUUCUUUCAGCUGAUAUACUUACACAUUCAUAUAUACAUUGUAUGUAUUGUCAGGCUUGUAUCAAAUAUGAUAUUUCCAUUGUGUUAGCACAUACGAGUUAUUUGUUGCCCUUUAAAUUAUGAUGAAUGGAAUUUUGUUAAUGAUCUAUUUAAUAAACUCAUGAUCAACUUUACAUUAACAGGGAAAAAUGUGACAAUGAAAAUCUAAGUUCCUUGUAGAAAUGUCAGUGAGUUGUGAGAAAGACAUUUUUUAAUAAAGACUGGCUGUAAAAUGAGACACCCUCUGAUCUUAAUUCAUAGUGUUUUGUUUCUGUUAGAAAUAGAGAACUUUUCCAUUUAAAACUGCACCCAUAAAGACUGGAAAUUAACCUCCUAACUAAAUGCCUGGUAAAUACAGAUUUAUAUAGAAUUAUAAUCAUAUACAGUAAUUUACCUACAUGUUUGAGCACUGGUGGUGAAUUUGAGGUUAGGCAUAAAUUGAAGAAAGCACAGCGUGAUGCUCAGGUUCAGUACUCCAUAAAUGCCUGAUAUUAUAAAAAACAGCAGAGUAACUAUCAUCACUAAAGAGUGCCAUUUGUCUAAACCCUGAAUCAUUUCAUUCCAGUUCUUGUUGCCCCCACUGUUAUGAAGAGCCAUUUGAAUGUUAUUCUCUGGUCUAUUGUCAUAAACAGUCUCUUUCUCUGUAGUAUGACUGUCUGUGAUGAGUCACAUAUUUCACAACUAUUUAAUUAUUUUAAAAUACAUAUUUGUAAUUAGCUGUAUGUCCUUGUAGCUUUAUAGUCAGUGUGUAGAGAAACUUUGAAUUUCAAAGUACAAGACAGAUUUCCAUAAAAGAUGACAAUAUAAAUAUUUCCUGCAUAUAGUAUUUUGCCAGAGUCAGUUAUCUUUGUCUUCAAAGAACACUAUAAGGGGGCUUCACCUUGGCAUACAAAUUAUAGUCUAAAAGUAGUUAGGUCAUCACUGAAGACUGCUGUCUUUAUAGUCACUGCUGUGAGAACCUCAGACCUUGAGAUCAGAUCACCAAUUUACAGGUUUUAAAAUAAAAUUCAGAAUUACGUUUUUGAUGUAAUAGUAAUCCACCACUUCUCUUUUCAUCAUUUGGACAAUAGCUUGUCUGGCUGGAUAAUGUAAUUUAAUUGAAAACACUGUG